This is a messenger RNA of Styela clava, 4783 nucleotides long. RefSeq names its product double-strand-break repair protein rad21 homolog. Gene Ontology annotation, biological process: replication-born double-strand break repair via sister chromatid exchange; sister chromatid cohesion. The record is from RefSeq and is a predicted model, not a curated record. Gene Ontology annotation, cellular component: cohesin complex. NCBI's taxonomy places the organism in Eukaryota, Metazoa, Chordata, Ascidiacea, Stolidobranchia, Styelidae. Gene Ontology annotation, molecular function: chromatin binding; protein binding.
UAAUAUAUCAUCUUUGAGGAGGAAAAAGUGAAAGAAAAAUGUUUUAUGCACAUUUUGUAUUGAGUAAGCGGGGUCCUCUUGCCAGGAUUUGGCUCGCUGCUCACUGGGAUAAAAAACUAACCAAAGCUCAUGUAUUUGAAACUAACCUUGAAGCUUCUGUGGAGACGAUCAUUAGUCCUCAGGUAAAAAUGGCCCUCAGAACAUCUGGUCAUCUUCUGCUUGGUGUUGUUCGAAUUUAUAACAGAAAAGCAAAAUAUCUGCUGGCUGACUGCAAUGAAGCUUUCGUCAAGAUCAAGAUGGCUUUCAGACCUGGCGUUGUUGAUCUUCCUGAAGAUAGCAGAGAAGCUCCGCACAAUCAAAUUUAUUUGGUGGAAGAAUUUCAGGAUUUUGAUGCACCAUUGCCAGAUAUAAGUGACAUCAACAUCAAUCGCAACCUAACGUUGAACCAAUCGAGACUUGAAGAAAUCACAAUGCCAGAAGAUGUUCCGACGUCGUUUCAAAUGGAUGAAGGGUUCGGUGGCGGAAUGAUGGGGUUUGGCAAAGAAGUUGAUCAGUUUUCGACAGGAGAUUUGCAAAAUAUGUUUUACAAAGAUGACAACAGAAAGCUUCCUGGUUCUUCAAAAGAUCUUGGAUUUGGAAUGGAUGGAGGAGGAAUGACUGCUGAUAUGGGAGGUGGAGGGAUGUUAGAUGACAACUUCAUGCAAGGUCCUGGGCUAUUCGGUGAGGGAGAAAGUUUUCUCGGAGAAUCAAGACAAGAUAAACAAGAUGAAAUUGCAAUGGAAACAGGGGAAGCAGCUAUGGAUCAUCAAGUAAUGUCUCCGAUGCCACAACAACAGCAAGAACAACAAAUGCAACAGAACGAUCAAUUAUUACAUCAAGAUAUUCCACCCCAGGAACAGCUUGAGACUGUCGAUGCACAACAGCUUCACAUCCAUGAACAGCCAGACAUCCAGACACCCCAACAAGGUCAACCAGAGACAACUGAGCAACCUCAACUCCAGACAACAGCGGACGAAACGAUCAACGUAACAAUAAAUCGGAACGAGACAACACUCAUUGCAAAUGAGGAAGAAGCAUUUGCGCUGGAACCUCUCGAUAUCACAGGAGUAAAAGAUACUCGAAUUCGAAGAAAACGCAAAUUGGUUGUUGAUCAAAUCAUGGAAUUAGACGGACAAACAAUGCGAGAACAGUUGAAAGAUUUCACAGACAUUGUUACGUCGCUGGAUAUGGCGCCACCUACCAAACGACUCAUGCAAUGGAAAGAGCUUGGGGGGGUCGACAAAUUGUUUGCUAAUGCCAGUCGGAUUUUUAAUGACUAUGUUGGAAAGGCAUAUUCAAUCAAUCUACACUGCGAAGUACCGGAAGAUCUGAAAGAUGUCUCUGCUACACAGUUACAUGAACUUUACGGACAGGAUGAGAAUGAACCAGCUGAUGAAUCAUCUAUCCAAGCUGCUCGUGACAUCAGUGUCCAACAACAUGAACAACCUCACGCAAUUCUAGACCAAUCAACAAGUUUGCUCCAACAACCACACAAAUCUUUGGAUCCUGUCAUUCCUGCUCCGAAUGCAGAUGUCAGUUUACCACAACCAGCUGCCUAUAAUUCGGAUGAUGAUUAUGAGCCGUACAGUGUAGGACCACCAAGCAUAGCAUCAAGUCCAGGUGACAAUCUGGGACAGCCAGGAAGUCCACCUGCUGUUCCUGAGCCAGGUGGCAUAUCUGGCCUUGGUGACCUGGGUCUCAGUGACAUAUCAGGAAUACCGGAACAAGCUGAAGAGCCCCAACCAGAGAUUCCUGAACCAGAUGAAGGUGAAGCAUACGAUGAUGAUGUUGAUGAUUUGAGAUGGAAUAAGAGAACUCAACAUCUGAUGCACACGUUAAACAGAUCAUUCAAGCAUAGCAACCAAAUUUCAUUCUUCCAAACGACAGAAGGACUGACUCGUAAACAAGCCGUGUCUAAGUUUUAUUCCUUACUAGUCCUUGCAAAACAAGAAGCCACCCUUCUACAACAAUCGGAAAGCUUCAGUGAUGUUUUUAUCAAACAAGGACCAAGAUUUGAGACUGUAUUGAUGUGAAAAGACUCUCACUAAAAACGAUGUUGAAAAACUUGGUAAACGCAGGCCAAGUAAAUGUUAUACAGACGGUUCAUCCCUUGUAGGCUCGAGUGCGAAGAUUUGCUAAAUUAUUCACAAAAUCAAAACUCACUAUAUUAAAUAUAAUCGGGCGUAGCCAGCAAUUGUCAAUGGAGGUUUUGUUUAUAAUGGCCGAGUAAGCGUGCGUUAAUCUACCAAAAAUUGCUAUGUAUGGUACAUUUCAGAGGCGUGGAUUGGUCUGCGGAUUAGAAAUAUAAUUCCCAUAUAGACAUCUAUAGAGUCAAGAUGUGGAAUGCUCAUGCUUAAUUGUUAUGAUCAAUCCUCAAUUUUUUUAUGGCGUCUCAAGUUAAAUGGAGUCCCGUUUGUUGAAGUGCUUAAAAUGACAAAUGUGUGCUGAGUGAACAAUAGUUUCAGCCUUUAGGAAUUUGCAACAAAAGGGAUAUUGAGCUUUGUGGAUAAAACUAUUCGAAUGUAUUGUAUUCUUUGGAAUUAUUCGAUUGAAAAAAUAAAAUUCGAUUACACCAAGUGAUUUUUAUUUAAUAAAUUAGUUCGCAUUUUAACAUUCUUAAACGUUCUAGGUGCAAGUCAAUGAGAUAUAUUGAUUAAAACCAAUUCUUUAAUUGAAACUGAUGAAAGAUCUCUGACUUCUUGGUGACUUGGUAGUCUUUAUACAAAAGCGUAAUGCGGUCGUCUAUAGACAAAGGGUUGUGUAAGCGAUGACCAGAUAACCAUAAAAGCUACAUCCACAGCCCAGACAUUCGGUCAACACAAUUUAUGAAUUGGAAGUUUGACAAAACUUUUAAGUUCGCCUCCACUUUCUUCAAUUAACCAAAUAUGCUUAAAUAACGGGAUACUUAACAUUCGUAAACUAAAUCUUUAAUCACGUCAACCAAACCUCGUCUUGUGCAUUGUUGAUAAACUUGAGCCUGCAAGGGUUGAAUUGUCCGUAAGCCGAGUAAUUUGCUGCUUAUUAUAGACUCCAGUACGAGCUUGGCUCAUAGGAUAAUAGAAUUGUGAUUUAGAGCUAUAAAGAGAGAAGAGAAUAGAAACUGGUAUUGUCAUUAUCUGCUGCUAUCACUGCCCAUUUAUUUGAUGACAAGAUUUGAGGUCUUUCACCCAAGAGGACAAAUCUUGGAAAAGCUGUUUUGAAAAAAUGAUCAUUUUUGAAACUAGCCUACUAUAGAUUCUUAUUGAAAUUUUAUUAAUAAGCUUGCUUCAAACUAUGAUUAGAUAUCAGAUCUGCCUUCAAUAUUUUCAAAUGAAUUUCGGUAUUCAUCCUUCGGGCUUGAAACCCUUGAAUGACAUCUGAGUGCAACGUAGUCAUUAUCAUUUACCCAUAUAUGUUCUUUCUAUGAAUUAUCAUGCAAACAGUUGUCUUUUCAUAAGUUUGUAUGUUUUCGUAAUCCCUUGAUUGUAAUAGAUUGGUUGCCGUAAGUUCUAUGUAUCAGCUUUGGUCUUGUAUUGUUGUAAUUCUGUAUGGAGACCAGAUACCUUAACUUAGGGUCCUAUUUUAUAUAGAGCAUCCUACUUUGUCAAGUUUGAGAGGUUUGGUUUGAAUUUUGGGACCUCCAGAAGUAUGUGCACCAAGAUGGCGCACAACCUGAACACAGUAUGUGUACCAGGUUAGGAUUCAGGUUGUGCGCCAUCUUGGUGUACAUACUUUGGAGCGCCGAAUUUUGGUUUGGUUUGAAUUUUGUUAUCCAGUCGUGGUCAACUUUUUUCUAUUUUAUUCGAACCCUAACGCGACACAUUUUUAUGAUAUAUUAGUCUCCAAGUCCAUGCUUCCGAAAACAAACAAUACAGUAAAACUAAUCCCAUACCCGACUUGGAAUGGUAACCGGACGAGAGGCCGUGGUUCGCCAUAUGGAUAAGUCGUCUUAUCGGCUUUCCUCUCCCUCCGGGAUAAAUAUGUAAAUCCUAUCCUAGUCUCAUUCAGGGAACUGUUCUACAGGAUGGAUAAAAUAUCAUUAUUAUACUGCAUUGUUGCUUAGCAUGAAUGUUUAUGAGCACUUUUUCUAACUUUUUUGUCCAUUUUGGUGGUAGUUUUACCAUUGUAGCAGUAAGAAUGUGUAUUUUUUGUAUAUAAAUACUUUUUUAUUACUCCAAUAUCUGCUUGUAUUACCCACUUUAGCUUGAAACUAUAUGUGGCUUCAUUGGAACAGGUGCUAUAUAGCCAACCAUAUAACAAAAUAAUAUAACAUUUUGCCAAUCUGUUGCAGAAAGCUAUGGUAGCUUGUUAUUACUGUUUUAAUCAUGCAGUAGUGUGGUCCAAAUCUUUACAGUUCUACUACUAAGCCCUAUAAGUGAUUCACUUUUAAUUAAUAUACUCUAAAUUUUAUGUUUUCUACUUGAAACCAGGCUUACAGCUAACUCUGCACACAUUGAAUGAAUUUGGAGGUUAUUAUGAGAUCUGCUCUUUUCGCAUAGAUGAAAUGCCCCAGCGCAGACAAAUGCCAUGUUUCAUUAAACCCAAUUCAACAAUUUUUGAACGAAAAUCUUGAGUUACCCUAGUUUUAUAGUUGAUUUGCCAUAAUUACGGCGACUAGUCACAGAACCUCAUCUUCUCCUGUGUUAUACGGGUUGGGAACCACUCACCUAGGACUGUAGCUUAUAAUUUUUUAAUAGCCAUUGCUUUUAAUGCCAUCUUUAUUAUUUUUGUCUUUCAAUGUCUAGAAUACAGAUUUUGAUUUUUA